Messenger RNA from Anopheles nili, 1397 nucleotides. It is a transcript of the gene Tsp2A, whose product is annotated as tetraspanin-2A. Lineage: Eukaryota; Metazoa; Arthropoda; Insecta; Diptera; Culicidae. The transcript has 5 exons. The coding region runs from base 297 to 1031 and encodes 244 amino acids. The record is from RefSeq and is a predicted model, not a curated record. Gene Ontology annotation, cellular component: membrane.
CUAACUAGGAACGGCCCAAAUCCAUCCCUAACAUAGCCCUUCCGAGGACAGGUGCCGUCGCAGUCGAAACCAAUCGGUCGAGUUGUUCGCGAACGUUGUUUCCAUCCGUGGAUUGAACCCUUUUUGCAGAUACAUAUAUGGUGCAACAGUAGCUGCAGUUGCACGUGUGGCAGCAUUACUUUGGAGCAAUUAAAAAAGGGCUCCGUGUGCGUGUGUGUGAGUGAGUGACGUUCAUUUUGCAAUCCUAGUGACUCAAUUACGCUUCACAAAGUAAUAGAAAAAAAACCGCCCGAGUCAUGGCGCGCGGUGAAGGCAAAGGCGAAAGUGUUGCCAGACUGUCGAACCAAAUCGCCUGCAUCAAGUACACGCUGUUCUGCUUCAACAUUGUCGCAUGGAUUGUCGGUGCUGGCCUGUUUGCGUUCACCAUCUUCAUCCGAGCUGAGCCCGGAUUCGACGAAUGGAUUGCCAUCCUCAACAUCUACGAGUACUACAUCGGUGUGUACAUCCUGAUCGCGGCCGGCGCAUUGGUCAUGAUCUUCUCUUUCCUCGGUUGCUGCUCCGCACUGAUGGAGCACUCAUCUGCGCUCUACCUGUUCAUCGGCACGCAAGUGUUUCUGUUCCUGCUCUCCGUCAUCGGGUCGGCCGUCCUGCUCGACUACUCGACAAUGAACUCCAGCAUCCAGCCGCUGAUCCGUGAGACAAUGAUGCGUUUUAUCAUCACCUCCGAGCAUCCACACUCAUCCACCGCCCUGAAGCUCAUCCAGGAGAGCAUCGGUUGCUGCGGUGCGGACGGACCGAACGAUUACAUGGUGAUGCGUCAACCCUUGCCAUUCGAGUGCCGUGACAGCGUCACCGGAAACGCGUUCUUCAACGGGUGCGUGAACGAGCUGACCUGGUACCUGGAGGACAAGUCCGUGUGGGCCGCCAUCAUGGCGAUGAUUUUGGCCGGUGUCCAUACAUGCAACGCCGUGCUGGGAAUCGUGUUGGUCCAGGCGCUGAGACGCGAAGAGGAAGCCAUGAACCGACGCUAAGCGGCCAGCCCAUUCGAUAGCCGGAACGUGUGUCUGCCAGCCGCCAGCCUUGUGUUCCGGACGUCGAGCGACAGCAGAGAAGAAAGCAAAAAAAAACCGGAAUCCUGAAUUUUUCCCUUCUCUCAAGCCCACACAAAAAAAAUACAGGUAGCACCAGAGAAGCACAGAGCUAUGACACACCGAAGGAUCGCUUUUUUUUUCGUUUUCGUUCCAUGGUAACCAUUUCCAGCGGCAAUAAGCGGGAGGCCGGAGUAGAAUGUGGGACACAUUCACCUUACGUUACGUUACGAGUGUAGGACCUAGAGAUUAAUCGAACAAUGUCGGCAAUUUCAUGUUUGAAACUGGAUAAUAAAGGCAUAGGAUUAG